This is a messenger RNA of Cordyceps fumosorosea ARSEF 2679, 1269 nucleotides long. RefSeq names its product Six-bladed beta-propeller, TolB-like protein. Bases 1 to 1269 code for a protein of 422 amino acids. NCBI's taxonomy places the organism in Eukaryota, Fungi, Ascomycota, Sordariomycetes, Hypocreales, Cordycipitaceae. The record is from RefSeq and is a predicted model, not a curated record. The transcript is spliced from 7 exons.
AUGGCCUCUUCACACUUGGCCAAUGCAACCUUUUUGCCCUUUGUAUCGCUCGCCGCGCUCUUCUCCGCCGCCGCCGCCGCCGCCGGGCCUUCCCUGACCGCCGCCGGGCCUUACCUGACCGCCGCCACGAGCCUGCCUGCCCAGGCCCAGGUAAUUGACAGUGCCAAGUUUGCGUCAGUGGCCUCGGUUCCGCCGCCGAACGAGUACAAUGGCACGACUGUCUGGGUGCCGCCCGGUGUCUCGCGGCAGGAGCUCAAGGACCGCCCGUUCCUCGUCUUUGACCCCGACUUUCUCGAAGUCAUCGGUCACGAGCCAAAGCUGGCCAUCAUUGCAGAGACGGAAAAGGACCCUCUGUUUCACGAGGCCGUUGUCUGGGUCCCCGCCACGGAUCACGUCUUUUUUGCGCAAAACGCCGGAAGCCCGGCCGCAGGCACUGGCCUCUUGAAAUCGGCCAUUGUUCAAAAAGUCUCCGUCAAGGAGGCGUUGCAGGUCGCUUCCGGGAACAAGACCGGCCAUGUCAAGAUCGACACUGUCACCUCCCAUCCGCCCGUGAUCAACCCCAACGGUGGCACCAACUACAAAGGCAACAUCCUCUUUGCCGGUGAGGGCAUGGGCAACAAGACAGCAUCCGCCUUGUACUCGGUCAACCCGCUCCCGCCUCACAACGCCACGAUUCUCAUCAACAACUUUUACGGUCGCCAGUUCAACUCGCUCAACGACAUUGGCAUCAACCCUCGCAACUCCCACAUUUACUUUACCGAUCCGCUCUACGGAUACUUUCAGGAUUUCCGGCCCGCGCCCGCGCUCCCUGUCCAGGUGUAUCGGCUCGACCCCAAGACAAUGGCCGUCACGGUGGUCGCCAGCGAAUUUGACCAGGCCAAUGGCAUCACCUUCUCGCCCGACGGCAAGCACGUGUACAUCACCGACACCGGCGCCAACCACGGCUUCUACGGCUACGACGCCUCUCGUCCCGCGACCAUUUACCGCUUCGAUGUUGCGCAAGAUGGAACCUUUGAAAACCGAAAGACAUUUGCCUUUGCAGACAAUGGCGUCCCAGAUGGUGUUCACUGCGACAGCAACGGUAAUGUGUAUGCCGGAUGCGGAGAUGGGAUUCACGUCUGGAACCCUUCGGGCAAGCUUCUCGGCAAGAUCUUUACCGACGGCCCUGCGGCCAACUUUCAGUUUGUCGGCGAUGGGAGGAUGAUCAUCUGCGCCGAGACGCGGCUCUACAUGGCCCUGAUUGGAGCCAAGGCCGCACCUAUUAAUUAG